This is a messenger RNA of Triplophysa dalaica, 5224 nucleotides long. It is a transcript of the gene plekhg5b, whose product is annotated as pleckstrin homology domain containing, family G (with RhoGef domain) member 5b. NCBI's taxonomy places the organism in Eukaryota, Metazoa, Chordata, Actinopteri, Cypriniformes, Nemacheilidae. Gene Ontology annotation, molecular function: guanyl-nucleotide exchange factor activity. The record is from RefSeq and is a predicted model, not a curated record. Bases 716 to 4009 code for a protein of 1097 amino acids. The transcript is spliced from 20 exons. Gene Ontology annotation, cellular component: plasma membrane; axon; endocytic vesicle. Gene Ontology annotation, biological process: Rho protein signal transduction; endothelial cell migration.
UAAAUAAGGUAUUUCUACAAUGACAUUGAAUAAUUGAAAACUUUUGCUUGAGUGUAAAUGAGGAUGCAUGAACACCAUUUGCAGGGCUGGUAAACAUAACAUCUUGCCAAAUUUGCUGUAUGUGUUGUUAGUGCAUCUCAUUUCAUGGAACUUGAGUAGAAUCACAUUGAAUCACAACAAAAAAAAAUUGUCCACAACAGCUCUCAAAGCUUAACGCAAAGUCCCGACAAACCUAAAAACAUAAAAGUGCAUAUAACUUAAUUGGGCUCAUUGUGGUAGACCAUGCCUUGCCUAUUACUGACAACUCCAUUUUAAAAGCGUGCUCUAUUUAAAAACUUUAAAGAACCAGGACUGCCUUUCUUCCUCAGGCUAGAACACUUUUAGGGUGUAGUCCGGUCUGAGACAGAGAUGAGCCAAAUUUAAUCUCCGCUGCCCCGUCGGAUGGGUUCAGGAGAGAGAGAGCACAGUAUAUGAUUAGCCUCCCAGAUUAGAGAAGCUUUAGACAUCUGAGGAAUAAUUUGGUUCUUGGGGAAGACCAGAAGUACCCUAAAGCCACCCCCUCCUCUGGGCCCUGCCCCCAUGGGCGUUCAACCUGGCUAGACUCUAAGGGGAUGGAUUUAUUGGACAUCUUGUUGUUUCUUUGGGGGAGAGGGAUUGGGAUCCCAUCCGUUUGGAAAAUCUUGGUUGUGAGACGGUAGUGUUUUACUUUUUUGACAUGGAUCUGCAGAAUCCAUGUAAACCCGUGGACGGGGCGACCUGUAUGCAUCCUAUGAUGUGGAAGGUGUGUCAUCACCCAGACUGUCAGGAACUGAAUGGUAAAAACCCUUUGCACCUGUGUGAGUCAUGUGAUUCUCGCUGUCACCUGGAUGACACUGACAGCAUGCACUUUGACAGGCACCCCCACUUUGACUUACAGCCACAAGGUUCCAUCCUGGCACGAAAUGUGUCCACGCGGUCCUGUCCCACCCGCACCAGCCCCCCAUCAGACCUGGAGGAAGAUGAAGAAGGAACCAAUGAGCAUGGGGAGCGCAAGACAGGAGGACUGAAGAUGAAAGGAAAGGACGGAAAGAAGCCCAGACGACGACACACUGAUGACCCCAGGAAGGAAUGCUUCACGCUUAAGUUUGACCUGAACAUUGAUAUUGACACUGAGAUUGUCCCGGCAGUAAAAAAGAAGACUCUACGAGAGGUCCUCGGACCAAUUUUUGAACGUAAGGGGAUCGAACCAUCCCGAGUUGAUCUGUUCCUGGACCAGUCAAACACUCCGCUCUCGCUCCAUUUUGAGGCUUAUCGUUUUGGAGGACAUUAUCUCAAAGUAAAAGCCCGCCCUGGCGAUGAGCUGAAAGUAGAGCAAAGCGUGAAGGAUUUACGCUCUCUCAGUCUACCCAACAUGAAGCCGUCAGUAGGGGGCAGUCUUUACAUCCUCACACCAGCCAGUGAGAAGGGAGAACAUGGGUCCCUGCCGCGGCGAGAGACCGUGGACAUACUGGGUCAAGCCCGUCGGCGGAAAAACAUGACCGAGUUUCUGGGUGAUGCAAGCAUACCGUCACCAGGAACGUUAUCCAUGCUGGGCGGGUCGCUGCCGAGUGUUGCUCCUGGAGUGCCACUGUCCGGGGUAGGUGCUGGACCAGACAACUGGAAAAACCGCGCCACCAGUCGGAUCAGUGUGUUCUUUGGUGCCGGAUCUGGAAAGGAGGUGGACCGCAUGGAGCUGCUUCAUACUAAGUUGCAGGCGUACACAAAGUUUGGUCUACCCAAGAGUCUCAGCUACUCUCAGCUAGCCUUCCACAAGGACUCCUGGGAGGAGGAAGAGAAGCCAGACCUGACGCUGGAGGACAGCUGGAGACAACUGCUGGAGAACCCUGAGAGUUUAGGUCAACGUCAGUUUCAACAGCAAGAGGCAAUAUGGGAACUGAUCCAAACCGAGGCUACGUACAUCAAGAAACUCAGGGUCAUUACUGAUCGAUUCCAAUGCGUCCUGCUGAGUUUACAGGACAACAAUUUGCUGUGCGAGGUGGAGCCCGCACGCCUCUUUAGCAACAUCUACGAUAUUGUACUUCUGCACAGUGCGCUGUGGGUCCAGGUUAUGUUUCCGGCGCUGGAGAAGGCGCGGCGCACACAGAGCCUGAUUGACCCUACGGACCUCGAGCAGGGAUUCUGUGAGUUUUCAUCCAGAUUCCAGCCAUAUAUCCGGUACUGUAUGGAGGAGGAGAGCUGUAUGGAAUACAAUAGUACGCUUUUGAGAGAGAACGAGCUCUUUAAAAUCUUCAUCACGUGGGCUGAAACAGAUAAGCAGUGCAAUCGUCUUAAGCUGGCGGACAUGCUUGCCAAACCUCACCAGAGACUGACCAAAUAUCCUCUGCUCCUGAAAACCAUUCUGAAGAAAACCGAGGGGGAAACUAUCAAAGAUGCCCUCAACCGUAUGGUGUCGUGUGUGGAGGGCUUCAUUAACGGUGUGGACUCACAGAUGCGACAGCGACAGGAGCAACAGAAACUGGCGGCCACUUCGGCCCGGGUAGAGGCUUACGAAGCAGUGGAGGGAGCCAGUGAGGAGGUGGAGAGGGCUCUGAAAGAGUUUAAUCGCUUUGACCUGAUGGCGCCCAUGAUCGGCACGUCACCAGAAGAAACCAGACAACUGCACCUGGAGGGGGCGCUCCGCAUGAAAGAUGGAAAAGACAGCAGGAUGGACGUUAACUGUUUCCUGUUUACGGAUUUGCUGUUGGUCACAAAACCAUCAAAGCGCUUAGACAAGGUGAAAGUGAUCCGGCAGCCCCUUCUUCUGCAUCAGGUCGUGUGUAAAGAGCUGAAAGACACAGGCUCAUUUGUGCUCAUCUACCUCAAUGAGUUCAAGAGCGCUGUGGCUGCCUACUCAUUUCAGGCAAACAGCGCCACCCAGGGGCGAAGCUGGAUUGACACGAUCUGCAGAGUCCAGAAACAACUGCACCGUUUGCGCUCCGAGGAAGGGAAGCGUCAGAAAGCAUGUCUCAAGAAGAGGCUUCUUGAAGAUCAGGAGGAUGAAGAGAGCUGUAACUCGGCAGCCAGCUCGCCACACCUCCGACACAAAGAUGCCAACAACAGCCCAUCAGAUGGGUCCACGGAAACCCUGUCGGUGAUGGACAUGGAUGAAUCUGGAUCUUCUAUUGAACCCUCCACGCAACAGUCUGACCCAGGUGGGCAUCCAGAAUCUGAUGCUAGUAUCUCCUCCCUCCCCGGGCAACAACACCCACAGGGAGCUGCUGACUUUGAGCCCCAUUCAGACCUGGACCCACAACGCCGUUCAAUGUCCAUGGACAGCGCCUAUGGCACCCUGUCACCAGAAUCAACGGUGGAAAUGCAGAGCCGAUUGACCGCAACUGCGGAAGAAGACUCGGAGGAAGACAAGUUGGAGAAGAAAGCAGAAGAUGAGGAGCAGGAGAAUGUGGAUGAGGAAGAUGAAGAGGAUGAUAAAAGCUUGUUCGGUUCUCAGAACUCAGUGGCACAUUCUUUUAAACCCAGACGCAGGCCACCCGUACAGUGUCGCUUGCCGUUUCUGGAGAGACUCGCUGUCAAAUCCAUCUCGGAGGACAACCUUCUGUCCACGGUUCACCAUGUUAACAUUAACCAUGGUGUUACCAGGGCAGCUACAGAGCGCACAGGAAGUCGGCACACAUGGGAGCAGGGGGUUAAAUGUUUUGAGGGCUUGUCAAUGAGCAGGAGUCUGACAGAGCUCAAUGCCGCUGGAUCGGAUGAAUCUUUACCGACGGAUGGGGAGAGUGAUGAAAACGACAAACUCACGUGCAGUUUACCCACAGCCAUGCUUUUGGACACAUUUAGAAAAGCCAAAAGGGCACAAGAGGAUGGUGGUAUUCACCACAGUGCAUCGGAUGGGGAGCUGUCGCCCCCUAGUGGCUUGGAAGUAAUGGGACAAGGAGGAGGACCCCAGCAACACAAAAAACUGACACUGACCCAGCUGUACAGGAUACGAACCACACUGGUGCUCAAUUCAACACUGACGGCCUCAGAAGUGUAGCAUCUUUCUGGCUCGACCCAAGUUCCAGGGAAACCUUGUGGGACUAAAUCCUGCAGGACACAAAUGCACUCUAACUAAUGAGCUCUAUGACUGCCCUCUUCAUCCCAUCGUCCGGUUGGAUGGAUUCCUCAGUGUGAUGCUUUCCCUGAAAAAUCUCUGUGUAGCUUUACUGUCCUUUCAUCGACAGGAGGGCGGAUCACAGACUCAUUAACUCCUUGCACUUUGUAUUACACAACUAACUUAAAAAAAGGUCAAAGCUUUCAGUGGAACUCUUGGGAACAAAUGAAAAAAGGUGGCGUGUAGCCCGAUCCUUUACAGUGGGACAUUUGAGGUAAAGAUGGGUGAUGUUGGCGGAUGUGAAUCCGAAAUGCCACAUGUUGAAUUCCUGAAAAAUUCUGCACUACUGUGUUUGUGUAUGUGUGUUUAUGAGUGGGAAAGAGUGUGUGUAUCAGGUGUGUGUGUGUGUAGCCACAUGUGCAUACAUGUAUGACUGAGCGAAUGAUCGAUAUUGACCUAACCCGAACCAAAAUAAUCACUGUCAUUACUUUCAGAUAUCUUGAGUAGCAACUAAAGCAUGUUACAAAUAUACUUUUGGACCAGUGUUAUGUUCAGAUCGCUUUUUUGCUUAGACCAUCACAAUCCUUGGUUUUGCAAAGUUUUAUAUUUAGUUUAUAGAUGAAUUGACUCCCUUUACUGUUUGUGUUGUGUGGGUCAAAUGUAAAUAACUGUUUAGUCAUAAGAAACUGUUUGGAUCAGUUUACGAAUUCUGAUAUCUCCAAUAUCAGCAGCGGUUGUAUGUAUAAAGAAUGCAAAUCUGUUAUUAUCAUCAGCCCCUCUCCCGUGGAAGCCGUGGCAGUGCUGAUCCUCAGCUCAGUAUUUUGUGUUAUACACUUAUAUUUCAGCACUUACAAGAACUCACACACUGAUUAUUGCAAGUUGUUUGAAAGUGGAAGCUUCGGUUUUUUUUUUUAAUUAACAUAUGAUCUUUUUUCUGUAAGCAUUUGAUCUCACCGAUGCUGCUAUUCUCCCAAAAGCUGAAAUUGUCUGGUGCUUCACUAAACCAAGUCCUUUCCUCUGAGAGCGAAAAAUCGGCCCAAAGUAACUAUGGUGUAUUAUAUGUUUACUUAAUAGUCUUCUUGUGUUUGUUUUAUUUAUUGAGCUGCAUUGUUUUAUAUAUAAAUAUGGUCUUUAAUAGUAAAAUUUCAGUUCACAGUA